AUGAACCCAGGCUGGAGGGGUACUGGAGAUUUUGAUGCUGCCAUAGACUAUAGGAACAAUGCGUUAAAAAAAAUGAAUUUGAUGCUUGACAGAAUACCUCAGGAUGCCAACAAAAUACUUUCUAAUCAAGAAAUGUUAACUCUCAUGAGUAAUAUGGGAGAAAGAAUUUUAGAUGUAGGAGAUUAUGAAUUACAGGUAGGCAUUGUGGAAGCUUUGUGUAGAAUGACCACAGAAAAACGGAGACAAGAACUGGCAUAUGAAUGGUUUUCAAUGGACUUUAUUGCUAAUGCAUUUAAGGAAAUUAAAGACUGUGAAUUUGAAACAGAUUGCAGAAUAUUUCUCAACUUGGUAAAUGGCAUUCUUGGUGAUAAAAGAAGGGUCUUUACAUUUCCUUGCUUGUCAGCAUUUCUUGGUAAAUAUGAGCUGCAGAUACCAUCAGAUGAAAAACUUGAGGAAUUCUGGAUCGAUUUUAAUCUUGGGAGCCACACUGUGUCAUUCUACAUUGCUGGAGAUGAUGAAGAUCACCAAUGGGAAGCUGUCACUGUACCUGAAGAAAAAGUUCAGAUGUACAACAUUGAAGUGAGAGAAUCAAAGAAGCUACUGACUCUAACUUUGAAAAAUAUAGUAAAAAUUAGUAAAAAAGAAGGAAAAGAGUUACUUUUUUAUUUUGAUGAAUCAUUAGAAAUCACCAACGUGACUAAAAAAGUUUUUGGUGGAAAUAAGUAUAAGGAAUUUACCAGAAAACAAGGUAUUUCAGUUGCCAAAACAUCUAUUCAUAUACUUUUUGAUGCAAGUGGAUCACAGAUUCUAGUACCAGAAAGUCAACCAUCUCCAGUCAAAGAAAACCGCAUUCAUCUAAAAGAGAAAUCCGACAUCCAAAAGAAACUUGUAAACCCUCUAGAACUAGGCAAUAGCAGCAGCCAGGAUGACUGGAAAAACAGCCAGGAUGAGAUCACUACACCUAGCAGAAAGAAAAUGUCUGAAGCAUCAAUGAUUGUUCCUGAUACAGACAGAUACACUGUGCGAAGCCCAAUACUCUUAAUCAACACAUGUCUUCAUAGAAGCAGUGGAUUUUCAAAAAAACCUGAUCUGCAGUUCAAUAAGCAUAACAAAACUACUGCUGUCAUACAAAACAAACAAUAUNAGGAUAAUGAAUCCCCAGACCAAAAUUUCAAUGAAAUUGAGGACACUCUCUCUAAUGUAUCUUCUGCAGUGGGAAAAGUAGACAAGCCUGUAUUGCCUGGUGUUUUAGACAUCUCAAAAGAUACAACGCAUUCCAGAUGGGCAUGUUGGACACCUGUAGCAACUAUCAAACUCUGCAAUAACCAGAGAAGGCAUGCUUUACCAGGAGACACUUUUACCCAAGAUACUGGUGUCAACAAAAAAUGCACUAAACAAAAAUCAGUAUCAGAUGAUGAUUCUGAAGAAACACAAAAGGGAAAAUAUAGUAAAGAUGUAAUCAAGUGUAACAAGUCAGAUGAAGCAGAAUUUUGUGAAAGAAACAUUCAAGAACAAAAUCAUCCUAAAUAUACACAAAAGAAAAAUACUGCAAAUGCAAAGAAGAAUGAUUGGCAUAUUGAAUCUGAAACUACUUAUAAAUCAGUACUCCUAAAUAAGACAACUGAAGAAUCUCUCAUCUAUAAGAAGACAUGUGUAUUGUCAAAAGAUGUGAAUACUACUAUCUGUGAUAAAAGCCCUUCUAGAAAAAGCAUGAGGAAUCAUACAAAAUCAAGAAAGGAACUGAUGUCUGAACUUACUUCAUGUGAGCUAGAAGAAAUACCAGUGAUGUUAAGUUAUGAGAAGAAAACUCUCUUAAGUGACACUGAAACCGAAUGUGGAUGUGAUGACAGCAAGACUGACAUUAGCUGGCUAAAAGAACCAAAAACAAAAAGACUAAUGGAUUAUAGUAGAAAUAAAAACACAACAAAAUAUAAAAGUAGAAAAUCAAGAUCAUCCAUGGAAAAGGGACAACCAAGAUCCACAAUGGUACUCAAUAAAAACAGUAUGAAAAAGGAUUAUGAAGUAGUUGUAGAUGGGAGAACCAGACUUCCACGAAGAGCAACAAAAACAAAAAAAAAUUAUAAAGAUCUUUCAACUUCAGAAUCAGAAUCAGAGAGUGAAAAAGAAUGUUCAUAUUUGUUUAAAGAUAAACUGCCAAGAAAGGAGGAGACUAUCCAUUCCAGAGCCCAAACAAAGAAACUGCCCAAGAAACAACAGAAAGUCUUCAAUUCAGAAGUGCUGAAAGGACAGCCAUCAGAAGAACAGAAAAACUCAUCUCAGCUGAGAGAAGGGAGAGAAGACAGUCUGUGCCUGUCUUCUGCAUCUGUGUCUGGGAGCUCGUCCUCUGUGGAAGUGAUGAGAUGUACAGAGAAAAUAACAGAAAGGGAUUUUACUCAGGAUUAUGACUAUAUCACAAAAUCUCUUUCACCUUAUCCAAAAGCUGCAUCACCUGAAUUCUUAAAUGGAAACAAUAGCGUUGUAGGUCGGGGAAAAUCACCCAGAAUUAGUGAGACCAGUGCAAUGUGUGUGAGAAAGAGUUACUCACCUGCUUCAGGACCGCCCUUUUCGCCAAGACACACUCCGACCAAGAAUAAUUCUGUUGUGAAUAUGAAAAAUGCAAAUUCAGUGAUAAAUAAUCAGAGAACCCAACAAUGUAACAGCUACUCAGAUGUAAGCAGUAAUAGUUCAGAGAAACUUUAUAUGGAACCUGAAUCUCCAGAGAGCUGUGACAACCAUAUGCAAAACAAGAGAGAGGAAAAUCAUGCAGCAUCUCCAUUAUCAUUGUCUAGUGAAAAAAUAGAGAAAAUAUGGUUUGACAUGCCCAGUGACAAUACCCAUGUAUCAGGUCCCAGUCAACGUGGUAGCAAAAGGUGGAUGUACCUAGAAGAAGAUGAACUAAGUAAUUCCAAUGAAGCAGAAGUAGAAGAGGCAGAAGAAAGGGAACAUUUGCUUUCCAAAAAACUAUGUCAAAGGGAAAAUUCUGACCAGCACACCUUCAAAACUUCAUUAUCGACACCAGAUUUUUCUGUUCCUAAGGACUGGCAACAAGAGUUACAAAGUGCUGGAAUGUUUUAUGAUAACAUCAGCUCAGACUAUAAAAGGAAAACUGAUAGCCAACAUAAAAUCAUGGAUGAUUUUACUACAAAGACAUUGAAANUGACUCAACAACAUCUGAUGGCAAUGACCUCUCAAGCUCGGGGACGCAGGGAUGAAAAUGUUGACCAAUUCCAAGUCACUCUCCUAGAUGAGCUGGAAAAAGUUGAAAAAGACUCACAGACUUUGCGAGACUUGGAGAAAGAGCUUGUGGAUAUCGAGGAAAAGUUAGUUCAGAAGAUGAGGGCAUAUCACCGAUGUGAGCGAGAGAGGUUUCGUGUUUUGAAAACUUCACUGGAUAAAAGUUUUCUUGUCUAUAAUUCUGUUUAUGAAGAGUCUGUUUUUACAUCUGAGAUGUGUUUGAUGAAAGCAAACAUGAAAAUGCUACAAGACAAGCUGCUUAAGGAGAUGGUUCUUGAUUUUGAACCCAAGUGGCCUUAA
This is a messenger RNA of Mus caroli (Ryukyu mouse), 3534 nucleotides long. The record is from RefSeq and is a predicted model, not a curated record. NCBI's taxonomy places the organism in Eukaryota, Metazoa, Chordata, Mammalia, Rodentia, Muridae.